Molecule: messenger RNA, 1958 nt
Organism: Arachis ipaensis
Lineage: Eukaryota; Viridiplantae; Streptophyta; Magnoliopsida; Fabales; Fabaceae
Source: RefSeq, a predicted model, not a curated record
UGAUGGCCCCAACUAAACUAAAAGUGCAUCCUUUAAAGCCCCGCAGCCCACCCGCUUCUCUCCGUCUUCGUUUAUGGGAAGGCUGAGCACAUCCUCUUGGAUAAGUGGACGGCAAAAAUGAAGUACAUGCCUACGCUUCUGAUGAGGUCAUUCUCAGCUUGUUCUUUGCCAGCUACCCCAACCACACUUCAAGAAAUUGCCUACUCAAAUUCAAAAGGUUUUGCAAAGGUUGUGCUAAAGAAGGGAAAAACACAACUCUUUAAGGAUGGCAACCCAAUGGUGUAUAGCGGAGCAGUUGAUAGAAUAAUUGGGAGGCCACCACCUAAGACUGGAGACAUUGUUUUGGUAGCUGAUGGGACUGAAAAGCCAAUUGGUUGGGGCUUGUAUAACUCAGUUUCGAUGUUCUGUGUUCGGCUCAUGCAACUUGAAGUUGAAGCUACUAGUGACUCAUCAUGUGCAUUGAACAUGGAGAAACUGCUUGAAAAGAGAAUUAAUGAAGCUGUUGAAUUGCGUAGAAGGUUGGGUCUUCCUUCAGUCCAUACAAAUGCUUAUCGUCUAAUAAAUAGCGAGGGUGACAGAUUAUCAGGUUUGAUUGUUGAUGUCUUUGGAGAUGUAGCUGUAGUCGCAUCAUCCGCAGCUUGGGUUGAGAAAUACAAAUCAGAGAUAGAGGCGUGCAUCUGGAAAAUCAACUAUAUCAAUCAUGUAAAUUGGAGGCCAUCUGUUGAUAUUUUAAAGGAAGAUGGAGUUGAUUUGUCUCAUUCAAAGGAAUUACAUUCAUCUAACUGUCCUGAAAGAACAAAGGUAUGCAGGAGUCCAAUUAUGGAAAAUGGGAUUGUAUACACGGUUUCACUGAAAGGCCAGAAGACAGGAUUUUAUGCAGACCAGCGUGAGAAUCGACAGUUUAUAUCAAGCAUUUCAGAUGGUCAAAAGGUUCUUGACCUUUGUUGUUACAGCGGUGGGUUUGCUCUAAAUGCAGUACGUGGAGGUGCCAUAAAUGUCACUGGUAUUGACACAUCAUUGCCAGCGCUGGAUCUAGCUAAAGAAAAUGUGGUGCUAAACAAUUUGGAUCCAGGAAGAAUAUCAUUUUUCAGAGAAGAUGCAACUGAAUUUAUGAAGGAUGCUCAGUUAAGGGAUGCAUCCUGGGAUAUUGUCAUCAUUGACCCUCCUAAACUGGCGCCAACAAAGAAGGCCUUGCAUGGUGCAUCUGGUAUGUACAGAAAAUUGAAUUCGUUUGCGAUGCAACUUACUAAACGAGGUGGUCUUUUGAUGACCUGUUCAUGUUCUGGAGCUAUGACCCAAAGUGGAACAUUCCUGCAUAUUCUUCAGGGUGCAGCUGCUAUGGCUGGGAGAAAAAUCACAGUUCUGAGACAGGCCGGAGCAGCUUGUGAUCAUCCUAUUGAUCCAUCAUACCCAGAAGAAUGGCUCCUCAAUCGUCUUCCCAAAGUUCGCGUAGCAGGAGCAAGACUCGUGGAAGAAGGAGGACGUGCUUCUGUGGGGAGAGACCAGUGUUGCGGACAUCAUCUAUAGCAGAGAACCUAGGAAGAAGAUUCUGGGGAUGCAUCAACUAUCAGAUGCUGAAGGGCAAGACCCACAAAUUCAGAGACUGAAGAAGAAAGCAAGUGUCUUAAAAGAAAACCUACAGAAAGCUGAAAGAAAAUUUGCAUUGGCACUUGCUGUUGGAAUUCUUGGAUGGAUAACGGUUGGACUGCUGCUAUAUACUCAAUUUAAUUGAGGUUUAGGGGUUAACAAUUAUCUUGAUUUCUUUUGCUGUUGUUGUCCCUAGUUUGAUAGGAAUGUCAAAUGUUCAGUGGAAUGAAAAAUUGACAUACAGUUAGAGUCCUAACAGCAAUGUCUUAGGAAAUAACAAAUUGGCACAGUUAUGUGUAAAAGGUAUAUGCUUUAAACAUUAUCAAUUAUUAAGUGAAAUGGAAAACUAUGUAUUCCUGUAUUUUGACAUA